UGCUGAAUCGACCUGCCUCCACAACCAAGAUUCACGUUUGGACCCGCUCCACCAUGCGCAGAUCCACAAGGAAAAUGUUCCCCUUCGAACACGGCCAGAUACUGCAGGGCAGGAUAUCCUCUUAUACAAUUGCUGCUGCUCUUCGCAACCGUCAGGGAGGACCAUGGCUUGCUACUGGUCCAAAGCAAGAGAGAGUCACGGUGAAGGCUGCACCAGCAAAGCGCCUAGAAAACGAAGCCCGGAUGCUCCGACUAUUCCAAGGGUGUGACUCGAUCCGCCAGCUGGUCGAUAAGGUCGAGGAUCCACGAUCCUUGGUGCUCGAAUAUAUGGACGACACUGCAUUUAACUUGCUAAAGGCGAAGCGUCUUCCUAAGGCUGAGGCCAAGCGUGCCCUCAAAGCCACGGUUCAGGCACUUGUUGUACUACAUGAAAAGAACAUUGUACACACAGAUAUCAAACCAGAUAAUAUCCUUGUCAAAUAUAGCCCGGCUGGUACUCUAUAUAAACUUGGCGAUCUAGGAGACUGUUCUACGCCAGACGUACCCUCGAACGAUGGAGGGCAUUUAAUCGGUGCCGAACUCUUCUGUGCUCCAGAGGUGCUGCUUGGAAUCCCCUGGACAGUCAAGGCUGACAUCUGGGGCCUUGGUGCCACAGGAAUUACUCUUAUAACCGGCCGAUAUAUAUUCUUACCAAGAAAUGCCCCCCCUCCGGGCGAUCCGCGAUUAUCCUUAGCAGUCCUCCAAAUCCAAAAUGACUUCUAUGGGCCUAUUAGUAGGCAAGCGCUCCACGGCCUGGCGGAUGACUCGAUUCAGCCGUUGCUAGAACAGUUCGAAGUGAACUAUCGGCCAUUCCCUUUGUCAUCCGCCUCUGAUAUGAUCAAUCAAGAGGACCUCGAUUUCUUUGGCCACAUCAUGAAGAUCGACCCGAGACAGCGCCCAACUGCAAAAGAGAUUUUGGGACACCCAUGGUUCAAUGGUGUCUAGAGACCGAGAGCUUGCGUUAGGGUCUCGUAUCGAUCACGGACUGAUAUAUAUACUCAUCGUCGAGUUCAGCUCUAGUUAGAUCUACUGCAAGGCGUUUUCACUCCAAUAUAGCUCAAUGGCUUUCCAGCCUCUUUGAUGAACAAAGCUUGUUCUCCUUCGAACUUCAUCAGCCAAUCUGUCAAGGCGGGAUGCGCUAUAAACGAGCAUUCUUUUGUCCUAACUAUUAUCCAGCUCUAGUCAUGCGAAGCCCUCUACCUCGCGUAUUGCUCCAUAACCUAGUAGUGCCGAGACUCAAGGUAAUUACCCUCGGCAUCGAGGAGGACGGCAGUAUAGUGAUUGUCAUCUCCAUGCUCAGACUCGC
Messenger RNA from Thermothelomyces thermophilus ATCC 42464, 1344 nucleotides. RefSeq lists its product as uncharacterized. NCBI's taxonomy places the organism in Eukaryota, Fungi, Ascomycota, Sordariomycetes, Sordariales, Chaetomiaceae. Gene Ontology annotation, cellular component: cytoplasm. The coding region runs from base 54 to 983 and encodes 309 amino acids. Gene Ontology annotation, molecular function: protein serine/threonine kinase activity; ATP binding. The record is from RefSeq and is a predicted model, not a curated record. The transcript has 4 exons. Gene Ontology annotation, biological process: protein phosphorylation.